This is a messenger RNA of Epinephelus lanceolatus (giant grouper), 1227 nucleotides long. Its product is annotated as GDP-L-fucose synthase-like. Gene Ontology annotation, molecular function: GDP-L-fucose synthase activity. The record is from RefSeq and is a predicted model, not a curated record. Lineage: Eukaryota; Metazoa; Chordata; Actinopteri; Perciformes; Serranidae. Gene Ontology annotation, biological process: nucleotide-sugar biosynthetic process.
ACAAAACAUAGUAUACAAAUGAUUGAUGCACUUGUUAAACAAGACCGCCUACAGGCAGGCAAACACUCUCUGGUGAUGUCCACACUCACUUCAGCGCUCCAACACACCGAAGAGCCAGCACAGAUAUAGAAGAUGGGGUCUGAGAUUAAAGUGGGGCCAAUGCGUGUCCUGGUGACCGGUGGAUCUGGGUUAGUGGGCAAAGCCAUUGAGCAUGUGGUGCAGGAGGAAGGUGGCAAACUGGAGGGAGAAGAGUGGAUCUUCCUCUCUUCCAAGGAUGCUGACCUUGUAGAUGCUGGGCAGACCAGGGCUGUGUUUGAGAAGUACCGUCCCACUCAUGUCAUCCACCUGGCUGCGAAAGUCGGAGGACUGUAUCUACACAUGAGGGAGAACCUGCACUUUUUGAGGGACAACAUCAAAAUCAAUGAUAAUGUGCUACAAACAGCCCACGAGAUGGGUGUCACCAAGGUCGUGUCUUGCCUGUCCAGUUGUAUUUUCCCUGACAAUACCACAUACCCCAUCAAUGAGACCAUGAUACACAACGGACCGCCUCAUGACUCCAACUUCGGAUACUCGCAUGCUAAAAGGAUGAUUGAUGUUCAGAACAGGGCAUACUUUCAGCAGCAUGGUCGCCGUUACACAGCGGUCAUCCCGACCAAUGUGUUUGGACCCCAUGACAACUUCAGCAUAGAAAAUGGUCACGUGCUGUCGGCACUCAUUAACAAGACAUACAAGGCCAAAAAGGAAGGGACUCCGGUGAAUGUGUGUGGCUCCGGAGCUCCUAGGAGACAGUUUAUCUACUCUCUGGAUUUAGGUCGUCUCAUCAUUUGGGUCCUGAGAGAAUAUGAAGAAACUGACCCCAUUAUCCUCUCUGUGAGUGAAGAGGAUGAAAUCUCAAUCAAAGAGGCCGAGGACAUGAUUGCAGACUCUCUGGACUUCAAAGGCAAAAUACACUUUGACACCACCCUGUCAGACGGCCAGAUGAAAAAGACAGCCAGCAAUGCCAAGCUAAGGCGCUACCUCCCUGACUUCACCUUUACACCCCUUAAAGAAGCUAUAAAGCUGACCUGCGACUGGUUCGUGGCCAACUACGACACUGCCCGGACAUGAAGUGACUGAACACUGGGCUACAAUUUAGCACUGCUCUUUAGGUCUGGUGUCAGGCAUGUUAUCACUGUGAAAUACUGGUUUAUACAGUACCACAUUAAACAAUCAAUAUUCUUGAGUGUA